UGUUCUCGCAGGUACGAUAGAAGACACGAGGUUGCGAUUUUUUAGACGCACAUGAUCAAUUUGCUCUGCUCAGUUCGGAUUCUUAUCGGAGGAAAGAUUCAAAAGUAGAUCGCGUUCUUCAAAAAAUUGCUCAAUUCAACGGCUGGAAUUCGCAGAACUUUAAAGAUAUUUUUUCCCCCGGAAUACGAAAAUAUACUUCUGAGUAUGGAUACCAGCGAAAGUACAGCCAAAAUUGUUGAUAUGACGUAUAAGAAUAUAAUGGAAGAGUUCGGGCCUUACACGAAACAACUUGUUGCUGCUGGCAGAACGUAUCUUAAAUCUCUUCAUGCAAUGGUUGCCGCUUCUCGACAAUACACAGAUGCUUUGGCAAAAAUAGCCUCCUUAGCCAACAACAGCACUCUUAGCGGCUGUCGUGAUAUAGGAACAACACUUUAUAACAUAGUUGAUGUAAAUAAAGAAAUACUAGCUCAGCAGUCAAAUAUAAUCAAGAGCUUAGAAUUUGAUUUUUUGGAACCCAUGGAAAUAGCUGCAGAAAAAGAUACGAAACUGGUUGGAAGAGAACAGAAGCGAUUUCAGCAGCUUUACAAAGGAAGACGAGAAGCGUAUUUAAAAUGUGUUUCAACACUGAAGAAAACAAGAAGAAAAAAGAAUAUUAACACUGAUAAACAGCUAUCUCAUAUGAAAAUGCUUGAAAGUGCCAAAGAAAGACUAGAAGUAUUUUGCAAUGACAGUCUAAAAGAGCAUCAAGAAAUUAGUGAAUAUGCAACUCUAACAAGAACACCAAAAAAAUUGCUUGCUGUAGACCCCCCUUCAGUAGCUACAUUUGAUUUAAACCACUCCACAGAAAAUGGGACCUUAAAAUCCAAGCAUUAUGCAUCACAUCCUGAUAUCCUGGAAGCAACUGCUUCUCUUAACAGAAGUAAUGGUAAAAUAUAUCACAAUGGACAACAUCUUCCUUCUAUGCGACUGUAACAAAAUAUUUUGCUUAGCCAUUUUACAUUUAAUGAUAUUUGGUUUAAAUUUUAUGUAACAUAAAAAUCUAUCUUUGAGUCAUCUCUUAGUAAUCAAGAAAUAUGAACAUUGUUUGAAAAAUAUAUCUAAUUGAAUUUUUUAAAGCUUGUUUUAAUACUAGUUAUGAUUUUGGCUUUUUAUAAAUUAUCUUUUCUAUGUUAAAGCUAACAUUAAUUUUAAAAUGAGGGAAUAAAAUUUGAGAAAUAGCUUUAAAUCCGCAAAUGUAACUAAUAUUGUAACAAUCAAACUUUUAAAGCACAAAUUUGUAAAAAAAUAUUACAGGCACAUGUUUUAAGAUUUCAGGAAUUUUUUUUUUUUCCCCAAUGCUGAAAGGUGUGAACUGCUGCUUGUGAAAUCAUCCAACAAAAACUUUUGCUGGGGAUUUUUAGGUUGUACAAUUAUCAAAUUUAGUGUUUGUCAUAUUUCAUUAGUGCAUGUUUAAUGUUUUUCUUACAAAUGACUGAAAUUAAAAAAAAAAAAAAAAAACUUUGAGAUUCAUACUAAUAACUGAAAUCUAAAAUGAAUGUAAAUAAUUAAAAACUUUUAUUUACAUUUUUGAUCAAAAUUAUGCAUUAAAACAAUUAGUCAACAUUUAUAUAAUACCAAUAUUCAACUUUAAAUCUUAAAUUGUUUACAAAAUAUUUCAAAUAAUUGUUUCAAGGCUAAAGGAGCCCCUCUCUGUAGGUGCAAAAAUUCUUAACACAAGACCGCAAAUUCGUUGUAAGUUUUUUCGAGUAAUUACCUUACUUAUAAAUUUGCUGUUACAUGUUGAGCGUUCCUGCACUAAUGAGGGUGCUCCACUCUAGCCUUGAAACAGCUAUUUGCCAUUUUCUCUUUGUGAUUUUUUUCUUUAUCUACAUUAAUUAUUGACUUUAUGCAUACUUUAGUGCAAAGAUUGUUUGAUCAUUUUUCAUAUGUAUCAUAAUUUGUUAAGUAAAUUAGUAAAAUAAAAAAAAAUCAUUUAAAAGUUAUUUGCUAUAGAUUGCAUAUAUUGUUUGUUGCCUUUGGUGUUAUUAUUGAAAGAAUUCAGCUUUGCUACAAUUCUAAAACAUUGAUGCUUUGCAUGUAAAAAGAAUUUGAGAAUUUUUUAUUAUUUUUUUUUUUGUCAUGUUCUUAACAAAAAAAAAAAAAGAAAGAAAAAGAGAAAAAUAUCAAAACACAUUUUGCCUUUUUGAUUUCUGAAAAUUAUUUGGUACAUUAUUUUACUAAAAAAAAUGAAGUGCAUAUAUUAAAAGCAUUGUAUAAGUAUGAUCAUCCACUGCUAUAAUUCAAGUCAAUUUUUCAAUUUUGAAUCAUUAUAGUAGAACAUAUAACAUAUGGAACAUAUGUUUGUCAUUGAUAUAAUUAGCUUUAUUAUUCUUGUUGAUGCCAUGAAUCAAUUGCUGUUGAACAGUGAAUUACGGAUAAUGACUGGUUUCAAAGCGGCUUUCCAGUUAAUAUAAGUCUUAAAAUUUAUACCAUUCUCAUUAGACAUCAUCGUUAUGUUCAUGCUUUAAUAGACUUCAUUGCAACAUGAUCUUUAUCUUGAGACACAUUGUGAAUAUCAUCGUGAACUUAUGAAUUUAAGGUAUUUUAAUUUGAUUUGAAGUACAUUAGAGCCUCAGUUGUCCAAGCCCCAGUUAACAGAGGUUCCCGAUUAACCAAGGUACAUUAGUAUGUAAAUUUGUACAUACAAAAUGUGUUCUGGACUUCUUUAAGAAAUAACUUUUUUAACUUAAACAUAUUCUCUUAGUAUGUAUGUACAAUCUGUGGUGUAAUAAAAGAUUUCUCGACAGGAGUGUCCAGGGCAAAAAUAACCAGCUAACAAGCAAGUCAUAAUUUUUAUCAAGUCGAAAUUUUAUAACUAAUUUCACACAUGCAAUCAUGCAAGUUUAGAACUAAAUGAAAAAAUAUCUUCAAUGAGAAAUAAUAACUUGUAUUUUCAUUAUGGAAGUUUUAUUUUGAGCUUCAAGAGUGGGUCUAAAUUCGGCAACCAACCCCUUCCUUACACCACUGUGUGUGUACAUUUCCAUAUUCGUAUGUUUGUACCUUAAUUUUUCAUUUCCUAAUAUGUACAGUAAAUGACUUUUUCCACAUCUUUGACGACAUUUUCCAUUCAUUUCACUAAUUUACUCAUGUCACUCGCUUGAUUUGGAUCGAGUCUGUUAUCAGAGUUUAUGAUAAUCCGAGGGUCCCUCAGUCCACAUUCCCUCAGAUAACUAAGGCUCGAACUGUAUUUUUAAAAUUAUUUUCAAUUUAGAUUUUCUGGUAUAUAUCUCUUAUCAUUUAUUAUGAAUGUUUACCAUUUGAAUCAUUAUAAGUUUUUUAAAAACAAAAAGAUCCAAUGUAUGAAUUUAUUUAUACAGUGGCCGCCGUUUAUAUGAAUCAUGUUUGAUCUAAAUAGUUUUGAUUCCAUAAGUGACUUAUUCAAUAAAGCGGCAACCUCAAUCAAACUGGAUUUUGUUCUGUUUUUUUUUUUUUUUUGAAGAUUUGAUUCAUUGAAGCGGCUGAUGCAAUUCACCACUGAUUCAGUUAACCGGCAUCCACUGUAUUGUUAAAAAAAUUAUAAAAUAUAUUUUUGAAUCAUUCAUUGCAUACUUGCAAGUAAAACCCCAUUUUUACCUAACAAAACUCAGUCAUCUUGCCCAUUAGGCUUGUAAUAAUUAUAAAAAUAGUUGUAUUUACUAUUGAAGGAUUUCUUACUUUUAUAUCAAUCGCUGAAUUUCGGGUGAAAGAGUUCUAGUCUGCAGUCCAAGGUUUAAAAUUCCAAGAGUCAGAGUCAGUAAUUUUGCUUCAAAGUCUGCAACUAUGCCAGUGCUUGCAUAGUCAGAGUUGCACUGAUUUCACGGAAAAGGAGUCAGAGUUGAAGACUCUAAAAUUGCCAUGGUCAGUCCUCUACCCUCAGACUCCACUGACUUGUUUUGGAAAGCUGCUUUUAUAUUGUAUGUAUACAAGCAAGUGGAAGAGGAAAAAGCUCUUGGUAUAAAAUUGAUUAUAUAUUUCUAAAAACUUUUAAGCAUGUAAAUAUAUGUGAUAAUUAAGUGCUAAUGCUUUUAAGAAAUAAUCUUUGAUGCUUUUUAGCAAUCAAUACUUUUAAUAACAAAUGUGUGCCUUUUUAUUGCUUGCCUAUUGGAUUUAUGUUGUGAUAAACUAAAGCUUAUGAGCUGAAUGCAUCAUUUUCAUCAUCCAUUUUCCCAUUUUACAAAUUUUUCAAAGGAUAAUAUGCUGAGAUUUCCUAAAUGUCAUUCAAAAUUAUGCAGUGUAUUUUCCAAAUUUACUUUUAAAUUAUUUUUUAUAUUCUAUCAAAGAAUAUCUAGAUGUUUAUUUACAGCUUUAGCUGUUGAGGACCAAAUGUAUAAAUUUGUUUUAA
Messenger RNA from Uloborus diversus, 4360 nucleotides. RefSeq names its product brain-specific angiogenesis inhibitor 1-associated protein 2-like. The record is from RefSeq and is a predicted model, not a curated record. Gene Ontology annotation, cellular component: cytosol; nucleoplasm. Gene Ontology annotation, biological process: actin crosslink formation; positive regulation of actin filament polymerization; plasma membrane organization. NCBI's taxonomy places the organism in Eukaryota, Metazoa, Arthropoda, Arachnida, Araneae, Uloboridae. Gene Ontology annotation, molecular function: protein binding.